Leptidea sinapis is the source of this 6298-nucleotide messenger RNA. RefSeq names its product zinc finger protein 131-like. Bases 63 to 1256 code for a protein of 397 amino acids. Gene Ontology annotation, biological process: regulation of transcription by RNA polymerase II. The transcript has 6 exons. Lineage: Eukaryota; Metazoa; Arthropoda; Insecta; Lepidoptera; Pieridae. Gene Ontology annotation, molecular function: protein binding. Gene Ontology annotation, cellular component: nucleus. The record is from RefSeq and is a predicted model, not a curated record.
AAAUAUUCAUAAUUUUUCUAUUCAAUUAUUUAUUUAUUUUAUAUAAUUUCGUAUGCGGUAUUAUGGCGAACCAAGAAAUAAGUCUUAAGUGGAAUGGCUAUCAAAAUAAUAUAUUACACAACGUUAAGGAAUUGUUUAAAGACGAGGGAUUAUCAGAUGUAACUUUAGUUUCAGAGGGACAUAGCUUUAAAGCUCAUAAAGUUAUUCUCUCGGCCAAUAGUGCAGUGUUUAGAACUAUUUUUCAGCAAAACCCCCACAAGGAUCCAAUUAUAGUUCUCCACGACAUUAACACAAGUUCCUUGCGCACACUCUUAACUUUUAUGUACAAUGGGGAGGUAAAUGUGACUGAAGAGUUCUUACCUGUCUUGUUAAAAACAGCAGAAGCUCUUAGAAUAUCUGGGCUUUCUACAGGUAGUGAGAUAAAUCAAGAUGAUGAGAAAGCAUCACCUAUUUUAGGGUCACAUACCAAAAAGCGUAAGAAAAGUAACUAUGAGGAUAGCAAUAGUAAAGUAAAGAAAAAGUUGGAGCCACUAAAUAAUGUCAGUUCAGAUGUUUUGAAAAACUGUAACGUUCUGCCAAAAGUUGAACCAAUUGACUCGCCGCUUACCGACUAUUCUGGUGAUAAUACAAAUGACACAGAUAUUGCAGUCCUUGAUGAAAGUGACAAGAGGUAUCGCAUAAAUCUAGAUUUACCAAAUAAGAGCACUACCAAUGAAUCCACAAAGAAGGGGAUAAAUGAAGUUAGCAGUACUCAACCAUGUUUGAACAAUGUCUGUGAGAAGAUUAGUUCUGACUGUGACAAAGAAGUGGAAAUUGAUAAGGAGGUAGAAACAGUAUUACAGAGUGGAACACUGGUGGAGUCAUUGAAUAUUACAACGGAGAACUUAAAAUUAAUGACAAAUGAGGCUAUUGUAAAAGAUAAAUCAGGUGCCUGCUAUGCAAAUCCGUCAUUUCCAUGUCCUUUUUGUCCGAGAGUAUACAACAGUUGGGGCUACAGGAGAAGACAUGUUAAAUCUAGGCAUGUGAAUACCAGAUUAUCAUGCAAAUGGUGCGUCACAGUACUAUCAUCGACUGGCGCGUGGUACUCGCAUGCUACCAAGACGCAUGGAGUGCCGCAUGAAGAGGCAAGAAACUCACUGGUAGUAAUGGUCGAAGCACAUGCGGUACUAACUCUAAAUGAACCAAGUGUGGCACAGUUAUUGGGGCAAGUCGGAAUUGAUGCGAGUGGCACUGUGAGUGAGAAAUUGAGUGAGUGAGUUAUUUUUUUUUUGUGAAAUUGACAUGAUUUGGAAUUUGACAAUUGCUUUGUUGACAACCACUUUAUGCAAUUCACUUAUGGGGUAAAUAUGGGGUAUAUUAUCGCAAACGGGGUGAUAAUAAACAAGUCCUAAAAACAAUUAAGUAAAUUUUUUUAAAUUGAAAUGCUGGUUAUGCUCAUUAUUUUAAUGCCUUUAGUUGGCGGAAAUGAUGACUAUAUCAAGUUACCGACUUAUUUGGCAUGAUAAAUUAGAUGACAUUUUCAUUUACAAUUACAAAUUUGUUUUUUCAAGUUUACCGCAUUGAUGAUAAUGUAUAAAUAAAAAUAUUGUUUUAUAUUGCCCCUAAUUAAAUUGGUUGUACUGAUUAUCCUGUAAUAUCAGUAACACUGACCUUAUAACCCGUAGAAACCUUCUACUUAUUUUAGUUAUUUAUUAGUAACAUAGAUCUUAUAUUCACUACAGCCAACGAUUUUUUACGAAAUCUUUUAGUAUUAGAAGUCUGGGUUAUAAAGUGGAUGCCCGUAAAAGUAUUAUUCAUUGACACUAGUGAAACAGGGUGUCUGAAACUAAUCAUUAUAAAAUUUUCAAUAAACUUUAAGCAAAAAUAUGUAAUAUGUAAUAAUGGUAGGCCAAUAUCUCGAAUAUGAUGAUGCUACAUGAUAAAUUAUAGACAGAAGCACUUAAAAUUUAACUGGAAGAUUGUGAUACAUAUUCUAAAGAUAACAUUUAUAAUAAACAAAGUCUUCUAUAUAUUCUAUCAUUGUUUUUGGCAAUGUAAUAAGUAAUAUUAGUAUUAGAACUCGUAAGAAGUUUAUACUUAAGCUUUUGUGUAUUGUGUGUCUUAAAUAAGUGAGAGUAAUCUGGUCUAUGAAUAACAUCGCUGUGAUUGCCAAAAUAAACAUAAUUUUAUAUUUUCACUUACAAAAACUAUUUUAUAUUCUUAUAAUAAGCGUGUUCAAAGAAAUUGCGGUUUCUUAUAGUUUAAGACAUACUAAAUCUAUAUUUGAUAUGAAGAAGCAAUAUUAAUAUUUUUGAUAGUAAUUAUGAGAAACCUUGUGAUAAAACUUAUUAUUACAACAAUUUUGACACCGUAAAAAUCAUUUAAAAGUAAGUGUAUCUAUUAUGAAAUGAUUUUUCUUGUGUAAAACAAACAUUUUCAAAGCAUAUCGGAGUAACAGAAUUUUACAGAGUGGAUAGUGUGAAAAUUUUCUGGACUUAAAUAUAUUAAAAUAAUCAACAGGAAUAUAAAUUUCAACUCAGAAACAGCAGUAACUUUCCAUGGCCCUCUAAAUGCAGGGCUAAUUCAAUUUUCAAUAGUAUGCAUUUUGUAUUCUGUAUACUUUGAGCGAUUCUGCAUGUUCUGCAUUCCCUCUGAGCACACAGUGAUGAAUGCGGUAGAAGUUACAAGGAAACAUUUAUCGCUCUUCGUUGGAUGCCUCAAAUGGACGAAGCUGGUACUGGUUAGCGCCCGCCCAGAGGUGGAAACAGUGCUCCAUAUGAGGCUGAAUUUCCACCAUUGCAAGCGGAGGCUUGAAGUGAAGUACUGUAUUGCCCUACUGAGUACACCAAGACGCUUUCAGAGGCCAGUUUGGCUUUCUCUUCCAAGUGACCACGGAACUGACGUGGCUCGAUAUAACGACGAAGUGCUAGCUGUGGAAGUUAGAGAGUGAUCUUGAAUCGAGGGGAUACGACAAAGGGAGACUUCUUAGCGGUGAACGCACAAACUUGUGUCUUCUUGGAGUUACAAAGAUUUAAAUUUUGCCGGUCUCACCUAAAGCUUGGGCUCACACUCCAGUCUGUCCGCAUAUCAUACAGAUGUUUGUUAUGGUUCACUACAGGGUACAGUUUUUUAAUAUCAAGUAAUAUAUUAUCCACUCUGUAUAAACUGUAAGUAGUUACAUAAUUAUAUGAUACUUCAGUGAAUAAUUUUCAGAAAAAACUAAGAAUAUGAUAUGUACUAUCUACUAAUUACCUUUUUUUUUAAAAACGCCCGAAUCCAUCAUUACUUAACUGUAAGUUAAUAUUAAUUUUGAUCUCACCCCAGACAAGUCAGUGUAUGUUUUAAGUGUUUUCUAAUAUAUUAAUUUUAACGUUUUACAAUAUUAUUAAGAUUCACCAGGUAAUGUAUUAUCUUUGAAUGAAUGCCAUGACCACCAUGAAAUUUUGAAUGAUCUACUGUAGUAAUUGCUUUGUUUGUUAUUUUUUAAAGUAAUAACCCCUACUUCUGGGUUACACAAAUUAAAUUUAUGAACGUUGUGGGACUCGAACCCGCAACCUCUCGCAUUGAGGAAACGGUUCGAGUGACGUAACGAUCAUAAAUCUUGAUGUCUUGUGCAACUCUCAGGUUGUGGCUCAUCUACAGGAUCUACUUUACAGUUGAUAACCUGCUCAAACCCAAUAUUUGCAUAUUAUGAUAUUGACUUGAGAUGUCGCUCUUUCAAAUCUAAACAAUUUGUUAUUUUAAAGUGAUAACUAGAGACCGGAUUAUAUGCAAAUACAUAUUGCAUAUGCUUUUGCAUAUUUAGUACCUUUUCAGCGGUAGUUGCAUAUUUUAGAAAAAAAGAAAUAAUUAUGCAUAUUUACGUUUGAUCUCGCUCAUCGAUCGAUGCUUUUCAUAGUAAGCCCCAAACAUUGCACCCAAAUUUAAUUUCUGCCCAGUAACCUCAGUAGACGUAGAACGCUCCUAUUCCGCUUACAAAAAUUAAUUAAGCGAUCGUAUACACAAUUUGUCUACAGAACAUUUAGAACAGUACUCAGUAGUACAUAUUUUUAAAGGUAAAUCUAAAAUUUCAUUGUUGCCUAGGUAAGUAGGUAUAUCUUCUUAUAGUUUUUUUUCACAAAUAUGAGUUUCAGUACAAGCCUUUAUAAAAUAAAAUAUUUUAAAAUAUGACUUUUUAUUUUUUUCUGUUUAAUUGUAUGCAUAUUUUGGACCUUUUUAUGGAUUUUCAUGCAUAUUUUAGCUAUAUUACUUGCAUACUUUGGCCAUUUUUUGUAGCAUAUAAUACGGUCUCUAGUGAUAACCCUCACUUCUGUUAAUAAAUCUUAUUUAUAAAUUUAGUUUGUGUAAUUGCUGUCGAUAUCUGUCCUUACCUUAUUCAAAAUAUUUUUUUCUAAUAAACUUCAUAUUGACUGAUAUUUACAGAGCUUAAGAUUUUUAUAAAUUUUUACAAGUUUUUUGUAUACUAUUUGUAAUUUAUAUAUGAGUCAAUUAUCAACCACAUCAUGUAAACACGUGUGACAUAGUUAUAAGUAUUAAAUAUAAGUUUUAAGUGUAAGCAUAAUUAUCUUAGUCAUUAUUUAUAUAUCGAGAGAGCUUUUGAUGAGUCGGUAUAGUUAUAUAUUAAGAAUACGGCCAAUUGAAUUUUAAAUAAAAAAAAAUAGAAGUUAUAGUAACAUAUUAAUUUUUAAUGUAUUUAAAUAACACUAUAUUACAACUCGAGCAAUAAAUACGGAAUAAAAUAAGUUAAAUAGGCAAUGAAAAAUAUACCUACAAAAUUGCAAUACAUUUAUCGUAUACUAAGCCAGUCAUUAAAUGGGAGAGGAGUAUUCCCAAUAUCGCGCGCUCUUUCUGACUUACAAACAUUAUUGUAUGUUAUACCAUGCUGUGCUAUAUUUAGAGCUAUUUUUAAUGUCUUAUUUAUGUAUAUAGGUUGUCUAAAGAAUAGGAAAAAGCUAUGUCUUACUGAUCCAACUAACAGGAAAUGUUUUAAUUAUCUAUUAAAUAACCUAAAAGCUCUAUAAUAUGUCUUCUUUUUUUUAAAUAUAUAUUUUUGAUGUGAUAUACAUUGAGCUUCACAAAAUUUUGGAUUAAUUAUUUACGUAGAAGCGAAGAAGUACAUAAUGUUAGUUUCACGUGGAAAUGCAGAAAAUACCUAUGAAUACUUGUAUUCAUAUUAUUUAAAAUAAUCAAUAGUUUUGAUUUUAUUCAUUAUUAUUGAAAGAAGACAAAAAUUCCGACAAUACUGAGCCUAAAAUUUAAAAAAAUAUUUAGUUCAUUGCUUAUAGAUUUCAGGAACACCUAUAUAACCUAUUCAGUAAGAGUACCUAUUGUAAAACAUACAACAAUUGAAUUUUGAAAAACAUAUUUUGUCAUUGUACGGAACUCUCUCCACUCAAUUUCAACUCGCACAUGGCCGGUGGCGGCCCUACUUGGACUUGAUAUUAGUUUAUAUCGCGCCCACAGGGAAUACUCUGGUAACAAAUAAAGGAAAUCGCAUUCACAUUUAUUGCACAAGUAAGGAUCGAAAAUUAUUUUGAAAAUAUUUUUCCGGGAGGUUUUAUAAAUAAUUGAAAAUAUACACUUUAUUUAUGAAUAUAAUUCACAGAAUACGUAUUAUUACAAGGAAUCAAUACAUAUAGGUACUUAAAUUAAAUAAGUCAUUCUAUGAAACUGGCACAUCCUAAAACAUAUCAACUCGUACAAAUCAAAGAGCUAAUAAAAUAGUACAUUAUUAUUUUAAAAUAUUGUAAUAAUAUGAUUGACCUCAAAUGUAUAAAUAAUAUAUAUAUAUAAUAUAUUAUCAUUCCCAAUAUGUAAUUGUUUAAGAUUCUCGUAAAUAGCAUUUGACAAUUCACAUUAUAAAUGAAAUUUUAUGACGAUUAAUUAUUGACCUUAAAUAACGAAUCCAUGUUUUCAUAUAGCCUACAAUUUUUAAUACAAUCAGAAACACUAAUGGCUUUGUCAGAAUGCUUUUAAGGAAAUGUCAAGAUGAAAGAACCAAUUCAAGCUUCGAUACAAAGUUAUUUAACUUUAAUUAUCUAAAUAAUAAGUUACCAAAGCAAUGAUAAGUUAAGUUAUUUUAUAAGUAUGCUAAGAUAUAUUUUAUAUUUUUGUAUUAUUAAUAUGUAGGUACUUCAUCAUUUACUACAACAUACAUCAUACUAUAUUUCUACCAGAUACUAAUGAAUAUUUAUAACCAUUAAAAAGUAACUUACGACUGGUUGUAAGUGUAACUGUGGCUUUAACAUUGUCAUAGAUAGUAUGCCAUGAUAUUUUUCUAUUUUAAAACCAUUGAGAAUAAAUAUAUUUUUUACGAUCA